GCUGAGUCAAAAGCCAAGAAGUCUCUUUAUUUACGCCUACCUCCCAGCCCCCGGCAAUCUGACUAAUAACAAACUGAGCUAACAAGAAAGACUAGAAAGAGCAGAGAGAACACAGAAGCAGCUUGGAUGUAAAAAUCUGACAAACCAAGUGAUUAAGUUAAACUCUGCUGAGCAUUUGUUUGUUUACUGCAUCCAAAUGCUUGCAAACAGUUAACUAUAUACAGAAAAGUCAGCAUAGCUGUGAAGUAUGCUGUGAAUUUUAAUUGAGGAAAAAGGACAACUGCUUACAUGAUGGUCUAACGUGCACGCUGCCUGGAAGAUUUUUUUGAUUAAACGCUUUGUAUUUUGUCUUCUGAACAAGGAUUUUAACUUUAUGGAACUGUAGUAUUAGCAGAGCUUGCAGCAAAGAAAAACUCAGAAGAAAGUGUGCAUUUUUCACAAGGAAAAAUUACAUCUCAUUGAAACAGCUGCUCCAAUUUUGCAUUACCGAGCAUUUCGGGGAGUGUUACAGUUGUACAGUUUGGGAGUACAAGGAUUGCAGAGGAAAGACCUUUUGAUUUACAUACAUAAUGCAGAACCAAAGGAGAGAGUCCCUGUAUCCUGACUGAAUGGGCUUUUGCUCACAACACAUUGUUGAACCAAACCAAAUCUUGUUUCCUCUCUUCAGCAUCUGGACAUUAAGUUGAGUUUAGCAAGAAUCUGCUGGGCAAGAUGAAGCUCUGGAUUUUUAUUCUGUAUUCAGUUGUGGUUGCAUCUGAUCCUUUCCAGUCCCAGCCUUCUUUUUCUUCAGUCAGAGGAUCUUGUCAGAGUUUGUGUUCCUGUGAGGAAAAGGAUGAUACUAUGAUUAUAAACUGUGAAGAAAGAGGCAUCAAGAUGGUAUCAGAAAUAAAUGUCCCACCAUCACGGCCUUUCCAUCUUAAUCUAUUAAACAAUGGCCUGACUGUGUUACACAUGGAUGAUUUUGCUGGCCUUGUUAAUGCUAUCUCUCUACAUCUUGGUUUUAAUAAUAUUGCAGAUAUUGAGCCUGGGGCUUUCAAUGGUCUCAGCCUUCUUAAGCAACUUCAUAUCAAUCACAAUUCUUUAGAAACACUUAAAGAAGAUACCUUUAAUGGAUUGGAAAAUUUGGAGUUUCUUCAAGCAGACAACAAUUUCAUCACAGUGAUUGACCCAAGUGCCUUUAGCAAGCUCAACAGGCUUAAAGUGCUUAUUUUGAAUGAUAAUGCCAUUGAGUAUCUUCCUCCAAACAUAUUUCGUUUUGUGCCAUUGACCCAUUUAGAUCUUCGUGGAAACCAGUUACAGACACUGCCUUAUGUUGGCUUUUUGGAACACAUUGGUAGAAUACUAGACCUUCAGUUGGAAGACAAUAAAUGGGCCUGUAACUGUGAUUUGCUGCAGCUGAAGAUAUGGCUAGAAAACAUGCCUCCGCAGUCAAUAAUAGGUGAUGUUGUAUGCAAUAGUCCUCCAAUUAUUAAAGGCAGCAUCCUAAGCCGGUUGAAAAAAGAAUCACUUUGUCCCACCCAUCCUGCCAAUGAACUUGAAGAUCCUUCAGGGUCAUUGCCCUUGGUUGUAACCACCUCUAUCAGUGAUAGUUACAUAUCAACUAAGGUGAUUCCUAUCCUGAAUGCUCCUACUAAAGAACCAAGUUUAAUGCUUCAUACUUCAAAGCCUACUACUCAGUUUUCAGGAAUCUAUUGUCCUGUCCCCUGUCACUGCACCAGCCAUAUGCUCUCAGGAGUUCUCAUGCACUGCCAGGAGCGAAAUAUUGAAAGCUUGUCUGAUUUAGGACCUCCUCCUCCAAAUCCUAAAAAGCUUAUUCUAGCUGGGAACAUUAUUCAGACAUUACUGAAAUCAGAUCUUGUGGACUAUGCCAGCCUGGAAAUGCUUCACCUGGGGAACAAUCGCAUUGAAAUCCUUGAGGAAGGAUCCUUUAUGAAUCUGACUAGACUGCAGAAGUUAUAUCUCAAUGGCAAUCAUCUUACAAAGCUAAGUCAGAAUAUUUUCCUUGGCCUUCAGCACCUUGAAUACUUGUACCUUGAAUAUAAUGCCAUCAAAGAAGUUUUGCCAGGGACAUUUAAUGCAAUGCCAAAACUUAAGGUCCUCUACUUAAAUAACAACCUUCUGCAGACUUUGCCACCCCAUAUCUUUUCAGGUGUUCCGCUUGCCAGAUUAAAUCUGAAGACAAACCAAUUUGCUCAUUUGCCUGUGAGCAAUGUCUUGGAUGAACUGGAUAUGCUAGUACAAAUUGAACUUGAAGACAACCCUUGGGACUGUACCUGUGAUUCAGUUGGGCUGCAAAAAUGGAUACAAAAACUGAGUAAGAAUACAAUGAUGGGUGAUAUUUUUUGUAAAUCUCCAGGACAUCUAGCAAAAAAAGAACUGAAAUCCCUGAACAGUGAAGUCUUGUGUCCAGGUUUAAUAAAUAGCCCUGCCCUACCAACUCAUGCUGGUUUUGUAGUUGUGACAACUUCUACUACUACCAACACUGCAGACACCAUCCUGCGGUCCCUUACAGAUGCUGUCCCACUUUCUGUUCUUAUAUUAGGACUUCUAAUUGUGUUUAUAACUCUUGUAUUUUGUGCAGCAGGAAUAGUUGUUCUUGUUCUGCAUCGGCGACGAAGGGAUAAAAAGAAACAAGCAGAUGAACAAAUGAGGGAUAGUAGCCCAGUUCACCUUCAGUACAGCAUGUAUGGGCAUAAAACAACACACCAGACAACAGAGCGCCCAGCUGCAAGUCUCUAUGAGCAAUGUAUGGUUACUCCCAUGGUUCAGGUCUACCGCAGCCCAUCCUUCAGCCCCAAGCAUACUGAGCAACAGGAGGAGGGAAGUGAGAAGGAAGCUGAUGAUUCCAAACAUCUCCGCCGAAGUCUUCUGGAAAGAGAGAACAGUUCACCUCUUACAGGUUCAAAUGUCAAAUAUAAGGCUACAGAUCAACCUGCUGAAUUUCUGUCUUUUCAGGAUGCGAGCUACUUAUAUAGAAACAUUCUCGAAAAAGAGAGAGAACUGCAGCAACUAGGGAUCACGGAGUACCUAAGGAAAAACAUUGUCCAGCUCCAGCCUGAUAUGGAAGUUCAUUAUCCGGGAACACAUGAGGAGAUGAAGCUAAUGGAGACACUCAUGUACUCCAGGCCAAGAAAGGUGUUUCUAGAACAAACUAAAAAUGAGUAUUUUGAACUCAAAGCUAAUUUACAUGCUGAGCCUGACUACCUGGAAGUCCUGGAGCAGCAAACGUGAAGUGGCAAUAUGUUGGGUUGGGGCCGAAUUUCUGCAAUUCUAUUUUAAGUUGCAACCACUGCAAAUAAAAGUGCCUUAUAAUAACAUGUCAACAGUCAGAACUUAAGCACAGCAGUAAUCCUAGCAAAAAAAAACUCAGGGAUCACUGUGGGAAGCCAUCGGGUUAUGUGCAGGCAAUAUGUCUCACCCCAAGAUAAACAUGAACUUUGUGUGAUUGAACUGUGAGAGGAAGAUUGCUUAUUUCAAUAUUCCUCAACAUUUUAAAAAGGUGUGCAUGGCACUCUCCACUCUGUACCCAACAUGUGGAAAAAUAUUUGUUACCCUUUGCUCUUUCUUUUUAACCUCAGUUUAAUUAGAUUCUUAAAAAAACAAAGAAACAAACAAACAAACAAAAAAAAAAAA
Molecule: messenger RNA, 3633 nt
Organism: Tyto alba (common barn owl)
Lineage: Eukaryota; Metazoa; Chordata; Aves; Strigiformes; Tytonidae
Gene: SLITRK6
Product: SLIT and NTRK like family member 6
Exons: 3
Coding region: 712-3231 (839 amino acids)
Biological process (GO): axonogenesis; regulation of presynapse assembly; positive regulation of synapse assembly
Cellular component (GO): membrane
Molecular function (GO): protein binding
Source: RefSeq, a predicted model, not a curated record